AUGGCAGAGGUGGGAGUGUCGGUAGCAGCAAAACUUGCUGAAUAUCUGGUGGAUCCAACUUUACAGCAACUGCAAUAUUUGUUCUGUGUCAGCAAAAUCACCAGAACUGUUGAUAUCAGAAAGAAGGAGCUGAUACUCCAGCAAGGGAUGAUACAGGAACGUGUUCGAGAGGCCAUCAACAGGACUGAGAGGAUUGAUGGUGAGGUUGACAAGUGGAAGAAUGAUGUAGAGAGUCUCAUAGCAGAGGUGGAGAAAUUGGAGGAAGAACUAAGGGCCAACAAUGGCUGCCUUCGAGGGUGGUGUCCUACUUGGAGGAGAUAUUGUCUCUGCAAAAAGUUGGCUAAAACAACACACAGGAUGAUUGAUCUAAAUACAGAGUGUGGUCGCUUUAAUCAAGUUGCCCAUCCUGUUAUUGCUCCAAAUAUAGAAUUUCUCUCUUCUCAAAACUUUAAGUUCUUCAGCUCUACACAAAUAGCUUUUCAUCAGCUGUGGGAGGCAUUGCAAGAUGACGGUAGCUCCAUGAUUGGGUUAUGGGGAAUGGGAGGGUCAGGGAAAACCUCCUUGAUGAGAGUAGUGGGAAAGAAAGCCCAGGAGUCACCGCUCUUUGAUCGAGUCGUGCCAACUACAAUUUCUCAAAGCCCAGAUAUAAGAAAAAUUCAAGGUGAUAUUGCUGAUGCAUUGGGGCUUGAAUUGAAGGAAGAAUCUGAAACGGGAAGGGCAAAAAGAAUAGCACAACGAUUACGAAGUGGAGAACGAAUUUUGAUAACACUGGAUGAUCUUUGGGAUGUGCUGACUCUUGAGGACAUAGGGAUUCCUUUAGGGGAAAAUCAUCAAAGAAGUCUCAAAGUUGUCCUAACUACACGCAUUCUUGAUGUAUGUAACAGGAUGGAAUGCCAAAAGAAGAUUCGACUUGAUUUGUUAAAAGAAGAUGAAGCUUGGACUUUGUUUCAAACUCAUGCUAAUUAUGUCUAUGAUGUUGCCAAAGAAGAUAUGGCACGAGAAAUUGCUAUAGAAUGUAAGGGCCUACCUAUUGCAAUUGUAGUUGUGGGUACUUGCUUGAAAGAAAAAGGAGUUGAUGAGAUGAAGGUGAUGUUGUAUCGGUUGAGGAACUCGAAGCCAAACAUUGUGGAUAAAGGAGUGAGGAAGGCUUUUACUUGUCUUGAAUUAAGCUAUGAUUAUUUGGCAACCCCAAAAGCCAAGUUGCUGUUGUUAAUGUGUGCUAUGUUUCCUGAAGAUCAUGAUAUUGGUGUCGAAGACCUUUUCAGAUAUGGAGUGGGUUUAGGCCUAUGUGAAGAUGUAGACUUAUUUGAAACAGCAAGGAGCCAAGUUAGAGCAACUAUAAAUUAUCUCAUUGACUCCUCAUUGUUGAGGCAUUCUUCAAAACUCAACACAAAGUCACAAGAAUAUGUGACAAUGCAUGAUAUGAUUCGUGACUUUGCAUUGUGGAAAGCAUCUGAAGAGGAUCGUACCAUUAAGGUAAAUUGUAGAAAAGAAUUGAAUGAAUUGAUUGCUGAUGAAGUGGUGAAAAAUUGUUAUGCUGCAUCUUCAUGGUAUGCAAACAACAAACAAUUUCAAUUUCCUUCUCAAUUGGAUGCUCCAAAGCUUGAGUUUCUGUUGUUACAUUCUCAAAAUCUCUUGGAUAUGUCAAAUGCAUCAUUUGAAGGCACUAAAGGACUGAAGGCGUUGAUUAUUAGGCCCUCAUAUUUUGGGUUCGGUAUUAGACUAUCAUUAUCUCAAUCAAUCCAACAGUUGUCUAGUCUUCGUACAUUGCGAUUGCAGGGUUGCAAUUUAGGUGACAUCUCUUUUGUGGUAAGCCUUACAAGACUUGAAAUUCUUGACCUGCAAAGAAGUAUGUUUGAAAGAAUGCCAAAUGGAAUUGAAAAUUUAAACAAGCUGAAGUUGUUAGAUUUGUUGGGUUGUAAAAUAGGUGAAUGUUGUUACAAAGUACUAGGAAGGUGCUCACAGUUAGAAGAGUUGUAUAUUUCUAUGCAUUUUCUACAGUCAAAAAAUGCAAAUUGCCAUGAAUGCUUUAUGGCCCCUAUUGCUUUGACAAAAUUGAGAAGGUAUACGUUAGAAAUUGGGAUGCAUGGAAUACGCUACCUUCCAUCUCCAAAUAAAAGCGCAAGAUAUUUAUGCUUGGGUUCGUUAAAUAUCGGCAUUGUAAGUGGAGGAAUCAAGGAUCUUGCACAAAGAGCAAUAGAAAUUGAAUUUUAUAAGCUUGAGGGAGGCAGCAGAAAUUUCAUGCCUAAUGUUGUUCAAGCUAUCGGAGGCAUGAAUGAGUUAUCUAAACUCUGUCUUAGAAGGUGUUCAGAGAUGGAAUGCAUUAUUGACAAAAUCAAUGCUCAUGAAGAUGCGAUUGCCCCAAGAUUGGACGAGUUAGUGCUAGAAGAUAUGGAUAAUCUUCAACAACUACAUCGUGGUCUUUCUUCUUUUAGCUUGUUCCAAAAGCUGGAAAGGCUACGUAUAUCCAAUUGCUCUCAGUUGCUCUAUAUAUUCCCUGCUGACUGCAACUUAGGCAAUCUUAAGUUUCUCAAUAUUUCUGGUUGUCCGAGGUUGACAUCUCUCUUCCCUGUCUCUGCUGUGUGCACUCUGCUGUCCUUACAAGUGCUCCGAAUAGAAAGUUGCAGUGAACUGAAGCAUCUCAAAGGUUUGGACGGUUGCAGCGUCUAUCCAUAA
Molecule: messenger RNA, 2676 nt
Organism: Neltuma alba
Lineage: Eukaryota; Viridiplantae; Streptophyta; Magnoliopsida; Fabales; Fabaceae
Product: disease resistance protein At4g27190-like
Exons: 2
Coding region: 1-2676 (891 amino acids)
Molecular function (GO): ADP binding
Source: RefSeq, a predicted model, not a curated record